AAACUCUUCUUCAGAAGAGCAUUAAAGUAAAAGAAAAAGGAGAUAGACAUAGACAAUAGAGAUCUCUGGUUUGGAGACUGACGAGCUUAUGUGCAACUCUCAAAGCUAGCUAGCUUGAGUUGUAUAGACUAUAGGCAAUAGAGAGUGAGGGAGCGAGCUCAGAGAUGAGUCAGUUUGCUACACAAAAAUAACGAAAACACAUGCUCCUCGAUCGAUGCCAUAAACACUUCUCCUUUCUCUCCAUAUCUCCAAUUUUUUUCGUCCUCCCCUUUCCUCGUUAUCUCCUCCUCCACCUCACUUUCUAGUUGGUUAGUUAGGUUCGUUAAAGAGUAAGUUAAAGACUUGAGCUCUAGCCAAGAUGAUUAAUUUAUCAGAUUUCUACCAUGUCAUGACUGCUAUGGUUCCACUCUACGUGGCCAUGAUCUUAGCCUAUGGCUCCGUCAAAUGGUGGAAAAUCUUCUCCCCCGACCAAUGUUCCGGCAUCAACCGCUUCGUCGCCCUCUUCGCCGUCCCACUUCUCUCCUUCCACUUCAUCUCCACCAACGAUCCUUACGCCAUGAACUUCCGCUUCAUCGCAGCUGAUACGCUUCAGAAGCUCAUCGUCCUAGGCAUCUUGGCCGUGUGGACCAACUUCAGCAAGCGGGGUUGCUUGGAAUGGACCAUCACGCUCUUCUCUCUGUCCUCUCUCCCAAACACCCUCGUCAUGGGUAUUCCUUUGCUUAAAGGGAUGUAUGGAGAGUUCUCGGGGAGUUUGAUGGUUCAAAUCGUUGUGCUUCAAUGCAUUAUCUGGUACACUUUAAUGCUGUUCAUGUUUGAGUACAGAGGGGCUAAGAUGUUGAUCAGCGAGCAGUUCCCAGAUACCGCUGGUUCUAUUGUGUCCAUCGCUGUUGAUUCCGAUGUGAUGUCGUUGGAUGGCCGGGAACCCCUGGAGACCCAGGCGGAGAUUAAGGAGGACGGGAAGCUUCAUGUUACUGUAAGGAAGUCCAAUGCUUCCAGGUCGGAGAUUUUCUCCAGACGAUCUCAAGGGUUGUCGUCGACGACGCCCAGGCCUUCUAAUUUAACAAAUGCGGAGAUAUACUCUCUGCAGUCAUCCAGGAAUCCAACCCCAAGAGGCUCUAGUUUCAAUCAUACGGAUUUCUAUUCAAUGGUCGCCGGUGGCCGGAACUCCAAUUUCGGAGCUUCGGAUGCUUAUGGGCUUGGGGCGUCGAGGGGUCCGACGCCGAGGCCGUCUAAUUACGAAGAAGAUAACAAGGCCAGGUUCCAUUACCAUGCAUCAGGUGGGACACAUUACCCGGCUCCGAAUCCGGGGAUGUUCUCUCCUACUUCGAAACCGGUCCCCAACACUACUACUACUACUACUACAGCCACUGCUACUGCUGCUAAAAGGACUAAUGGCCAAGUGCAGCAGAAAACGGAAGAUGGGACAAGAGAUCUUCAUAUGUUCGUUUGGAGCUCAAGUGCUUCUCCAGUCUCAGAUGUCUUCGGGGGCCAAGAAUAUGGUGUUGCAGACCAGACUGUAAAAGAAGUUAGAAUGGCUGUUUCUCCUGGAAAAGUGGAGGGUCGCAGAGAGAACCAAGAGGAGUACUUGGAGAGAGAUGAUUUCAGCUUUGGAAACAGAGGGGUAGCAGAUACAGAGAUGAACGAUGAAGGCCACAAAAUGGGUACCACGAAAGCCAAAAGCUUGCCUCCUGCAAGUGUCAUGACCAGGCUUAUUCUCAUCAUGGUUUGGAGGAAACUCAUCCGAAACCCAAAUACAUACUCCAGCUUAAUCGGCCUCACUUGGUCUCUUAUUUCAUUCAGGUGGCACGUUGAGAUGCCUGCUAUAAUAGCAAAGUCCAUCUCCAUACUGUCAGAUGCAGGCCUUGGCAUGGCCAUGUUCAGUCUUGGUCUGUUCAUGGCUUUGCAGCCGAGGAUCAUAGCAUGUGGGAAUUCUAUAGCAGCUUUUGCCAUGGCUGUGAGAUUCCUUACAGGUCCAGCUGUCAUGGCAGCAGCUUCCAUUGCUGUUGGGCUGAGGGGCGUUCUCUUACACGUCGCCAUUGUACAGGCUGCACUUCCCCAAGGAAUUGUCCCGUUUGUCUUCGCCAAGGAAUACAACGUACAUCCUGAUAUUCUCAGCACUGCUGUUAUUUUUGGGAUGCUGAUUGCAUUACCUAUCACGUUGGUUUACUACAUCCUAUUGGGUCUGUGACUGUGAAUAAAUAAAUUCAUCAAGUCGUCGCCAACCAAGUGAAUUACGCCACCGGGAAUGAGGAAUGCAGAUAGAAGAGAUCGAGCGGCGAGGGUCUGAGAUAUAUAUGGAUCUUAUGGGUGGCCGGGGAGGGGGACAUCUAUGGAUCAUGUUUGGAUGAAUUAAUUCUCUUUUUUAUUAAAUUUGUAAAAUCAUAUCUGUAGUCAAGUUAAAUCUUGUUGGGUUCAUUACUAUCAUAACCUUUCACUUCUCAUCCAAGAACUAGUUGAUACAAGCUAGCAGUGAUUGAUACAAGGUAGAAAAAAGAGUGCCAAUGAGAGAGAGAGAGAGAGAGAGAGAGGGAGGGAAAGGCAGUGAUUGAUGAUGAGCUAUAUCUGAAUUUUACAUUAAAAAAGAGAGUGUGUUGGUCAAGAGAGGAUGAUGGGUUUCUUGUUUUGAUAAUAUUUGAUUCAACUUUGUUUCCUUUGUAUUACUUUAGAGGGAAAUUUCAUUAAUGCUA
Messenger RNA from Nelumbo nucifera (sacred lotus), 2687 nucleotides. Its product is annotated as putative auxin efflux carrier component 1c. The record is from RefSeq and is a predicted model, not a curated record. Gene Ontology annotation, cellular component: plasma membrane; endoplasmic reticulum. Gene Ontology annotation, molecular function: auxin efflux transmembrane transporter activity. Gene Ontology annotation, biological process: auxin export across the plasma membrane; auxin polar transport. Lineage: Eukaryota; Viridiplantae; Streptophyta; Magnoliopsida; Proteales; Nelumbonaceae.